GUAAGAUCGUUGAAGGUCAAUGAAGAGCGGUUGCCUCACGAGUGGGAGGGGAGAGACGGAAAAAUCUGGUUUUUCCCAACAUCUCUUCUGUCUCGAUCCCACUUCUAGGGGAUUAGACUCGUUUCGAAUCCAGUUCUCAUCGCACGCGUCCCCAUUCAAUUACUGUGGCACCGAUCUCCUCCUCUACUAUCGCCGUACGACCGAGACAAGGAAACAUGGCUCCACCACCGAUGGGACCGCUGCGGCUAUUCCUCCUCAUGUGUUCAGUCCUGCCUGGGGAGGUGUUUCCAGCUCCCCAUCCAUCACCAGCAGCAGCACCAUCGCCGCAGAUGUUCAAGUUAAGGGGGCCGAAAGCUGAGACCGGUGACCCGUUCCCAAUCAUUCCCAUGGUAUCCCGAGGCCGGAUUCUUCGUCCCGAUCCCGUCGCUAUGAUCCUUCUGCGGAAACGAAGGGUCGUCCCGCAUCGCAUCAACCGUGGCCCCAAAGCCGAUGAGCCCGAAAUUAGUCCCCUCUCGCAAGAUGAAGCGGAAGUCACGCAGGGUGACCGCCGAGCCAACAUACUUCGAGGUCAACGCGUCCUUGCAUCUCCGGAUGACUCCAGCAUCCCAAUACAGCAAAAUUUUGAGUCCUCAGACCUGGAAAAAAGGAAAGACAGCCAAGAAGAUAAAGAAUCUAGUAAGGCAUCACGUCCAGAGGAUUCAAAGAAGUCAGACAAAGGGCUCGAUGAUGGUCAGAGUGACAUUGAAUCUCCAAACAAAGUCCCUCAAGGCUCAGGCAAAGCAGACAAAGGAAAAGAAGACACAGAUGCUCAAAAGGAAGACGCUCGAACGGCUACGGGUACUGGGGAAGCCAUUUCAGAGGACGAUACAAUCGACAACACAAAAGAGAGUCUUUCUACGAAUGGAGAAAUAGGAAGAGAUGACGGAAAUGGAGGAAGUGGAGAUGGGCUUGAUGCUACCGCUGAUGACGGUGAUGCUGACCAAAACGGAUCUAAUGACAGUUCUCACGAUAUUGAUAAGGAUGGAUCUGAUGAUGGUACUGAUGACGCAAACAAAGAUGGGUCU
This is a messenger RNA of Darwinula stevensoni, 1064 nucleotides long. The record is from the annotation of a GenBank genome assembly. NCBI's taxonomy places the organism in Eukaryota, Metazoa, Arthropoda, Ostracoda, Podocopida, Darwinulidae.